AUGUCUCUUCCUUCCGUGUACCAGCACAAGUUUGCUGAGAAACUGACAAUCCUCAAUGAGAGGGGCAAAGGGGUCCUCAUCCGUUUGUACAAUAUCAAAAAGACAUGCACCGAUCCCCGGGCCAAGCCGUCCUUCUUCACGGAGAAGGCCAUGGAGCCCUGCAUCAAGUACAUCAACAAGAAGUUCCCUAACGUGGACAUACGGAGCAGCACGCAACAUCUGGGGCCAGUACACAAAGAGAAAGCAGAUGUUUUCCGGGCACUCACUGCCUAUUACCAGACCUUUGUGGAUGUGUUGGAAUUCCGGGAUCAUGUCUAUGAACUGUUGAACACCAUUGAUGCCAGCCAGUGCUACUUCGACAUUCACGCGAACUAUGACUUCACCAAGAAUUACCUGGACCUGAUUGUCACCUACGCUUCUGUCAUCUUGCUCCUUUGCCGUAUUGAUGACCGCAAAGCCCUGGUUGGCUUGUAUAACUGUGCCCAUGAGAUGAUCCAUGGAACCAGUGACCCCAGUUUCCCUCGCUUGGGCCAGAUGAUAUUGGAGUACGAGAAUCCCUUGCGCAAGCUGAUGGAGGAGUUUGGACCGCACACCAAGGCUGUCAGCAACGCCCUUCUUUCUCUGCACUUCCUCUUCGCCCGUCGAAACCACUCGGCUGACCAGUGGCGAAGAGACCAGCUCUUCAGUCUGAUCAGCAACCCCGCGGGCAUGAUAGCUCCUGCCACUUCGGACACGAUGGCCUGUGAAUACCUUUCCCUGGAGUUACUUGAGCGCUGGAUUGCGAUCGGGUUCUUGCUGUGCCACAGCUGCCUGGGCUCCACGCAGAGCUGCCUGGAUCUGUGGCGGGCGGCUCUCCGGGGCUCGCUCUACAUCACUCUUGUGCGGGAUGAGGUGCUUCCAAUUCACAAGGUCACUGAGGAGGCCUUCAGCAGCAUCAAAGGCUAUGGGAAACGUAUAGCUGAUAUCAAAGAAUGCAAGGAAUAUGCUCUGGCGCACAGCGGGCAGCUGCAUCGGGGCCGGCGUAACUUCUUGAGAAAUGCCAUGUGGGAGAUGGAGGCCAUCCUGGCCAACGAACCGGGACUGUUGGGGCCGAAGGUCGUUUACGUCUUCAUGGCGUUGUCGUUCUGCCGGGACGAAGUAGCCUGGCUUUGCCGCCACAGUGAGCACGUCAGCAAGGGCAAGAACCCAGAAGACUUUUCCGACAGCCACCUGGCCGAGCUUCUGUUCUUGAUGGAGGAACUCCGUUGCCUGCUUCGACGCCACCAGAACCUCAUUAAGCGCUACUACGUCCAGUAUUUGUCCCGCUUUGAUGCCUUGGUGCUCAGCGACAUCAUCCAGGACCUGACGGUGUGCCCUGAAGAAGAGUCAGUGAUCAUGUCAUCCUUUGUCAGCUCACUCUCUUCCCUGUCUAUCAAACAAGUUAAUGAAAAGGCGAAUUUUGAAUUUUCUGGGCUGAGACUGGAUUGGUUCAGGCUACAGGCAUAUACCAGUGUCAACAAGGCCCCCCUGCAAUUGCGGGAGAAUCCCGACGUAGCCAAGGUGAUGAACCUCAUAGUCUUUCACACCAAGAUGCUGGACAGUGUGGAAGAGCUGUUAGUAGAGACAUCUGACCUUUCCAUUUUCUGCUUCUACAUGCACCUCAUGGAAAAACUCUUUGCAUCCACUAUGGAGGAACCAUCCAUGCUGCGUUACGCCAUUGCGUUCCCGCUUCUUUGUGCCAACUUUGCCCAUGCUGCCCAUUCUUUGUGCCCCGAAGAGUGCCCUCACUUGCGGAGCUGUGCCUUAGGCCUGUGUAACAACUUCCUGGAAGAGAUCGCCCGGCAGGCUUCUUCGUGCAUCCUAGACACCUGUGCGGAACAGCGGAACCUGAGUGAGCAGCUCUUGCCCAAGCACUGUGCCGCAACCAUCAGCAAAGCCCGGAACAAGCGAGCCCGCAAAGCAGCAGCCAAGAAGGGAGAGCCAGAGAGGGAUAAGCCGGGUGCAGAGAGCCACCGGAAGGACCGCAGCCUGGUCACCAAUCUAGACAAGCUGCACCUGACGCUGACCGAGCUUUGCUGGACCCUCAACCACGUGCCCAGUUUCCUUGUCUUCGAGCACACAGUGACACCGGCGGAGUACCUCAGCAGCCAGCUGGAGACGCGUCUCAACAGGGCCCUGGUGCAUCUGGCACAGGCGACCCCGGGCUCUACAGAGUUAGCGCGCCCCUCCGAGGUGUUGGCCGGCGUGCAGGCAUACGCGACGUUCCUGAUCUCCCUGAUGCAUCGCGUGGGGCUGGACACCGGGCGUCUGCUCCGCAACGUGCUUCUGCAGCAGACCCAGCCCCUGGAUGCUGCAGGGGAGCAGACCCUCACCACGCUGUAUACGAACUGGUACCUGGAGUCACUUUUACGCCAGGCGAGCAUGGGCACCAUUGUUCUUUCACCUGGUAUGCAUGCUUUUGUCAGCGUACCCAAAGAGGGAGAGCGGACCUUCAGUGCUGAAGAGUAUUCUGAUGUCUCCGAGAUGCGAGCGCUGGCUGAGCUCCUGGGGCCCUAUGGGAUGAAGUUCCUCAGCGAUAACCUCAUGUGGCAUAUUACCUCGCAAAUGGUAGAGCUGAAGAAACUGGUGACCGAGAAUAUGGAUGUGCUCGUUCAGAUCCGCUCUAACUUCUACCAGGUGGAGCAGAUGGCAGCGCUUCUACCCCGUCUCACAGCCAUAGAAAAUGUGCUGAAGAGGAUGACCAUCAUCGGGGAGAUUCUGUGGUUCCGGUCCUUGGCCCAGGAGGGCCUUCAAGAAGUCUUCACCAGCCACUGCCCUUUUCUGAUGGGCCCCAUUGAGUGCCUGAAGGAAUUUGUAACCCCCGAUAUGGAUAUAAAGGUUACCUUGAGCAUCUUCGAGCUGGCCACAGCUGCGGGGUCCCCCUGUGACAUAGACCCAGCCUUGGUGACUGCCUUCUCCAAUCUGAAAAAAGACGGCUCAUCCCCCGAGGAGGAGUACAAGGUUGCCUGUCUGCUGCUGGUCUUCGUUGCCGUGUCUCUGCCGCUCCUAGCCAAUGACCCUUCCUCCGUCUAUACCUCCGAGAUAGAUGGCUAUAACAACAACAUCCACUGCCUGGCUAAAGCUAUCAUCCAAGUAUCAGCCGCCCUCUUCACCAUCUACAAUAAGAAUAUCGAGAGCCACCUGAAGGAAUUCCUUAUGCUAGCCUCUGUGAGCCUCUUGCAGCUGGGGCAAGAUGUUGACAAGUUGAAAGUGAAGAACAAGGAGUCCAUCUCACUGCUCAUGCACUUGCUCGUGGAGGAGUCGUCCUUCCUGACCACCGACAUGCUGGAGACCUGCUUCCCUUACGUGCUGCUGCGUAACGCUUACCGCGAAGUCUCCCGGGCAUCUGUCUUGAGCCGUCUGCCCGCACACUGA
Euleptes europaea (tarantolino) is the source of this 3393-nucleotide messenger RNA. RefSeq names its product NCK associated protein 1 like (gene NCKAP1L). The record is from RefSeq and is a predicted model, not a curated record. Gene Ontology annotation, cellular component: SCAR complex. The transcript has 31 exons. Bases 1 to 3393 code for a protein of 1130 amino acids. Gene Ontology annotation, biological process: neuron projection morphogenesis; cell morphogenesis; cortical actin cytoskeleton organization. NCBI's taxonomy places the organism in Eukaryota, Metazoa, Chordata, Lepidosauria, Squamata, Sphaerodactylidae.